GGUCUGCGCAUGCGCAUUAUCGCGGUGACGACAUACCACCAGCAGCGGAAGGUCCCGAGGACUUAACGUAGCGUUUCUUUAAUUUUAUUUUAGUGGCUAUCUUCAGUCAGACAUUUACUUUUCACUGGUCUAGCAUCAGAUAUGGCCCGUGGGCACCAGAAGUUCCAGUCCCAGCAGAAGAAUGCCAAAAAGCAGGCAGACAUCAAGAAGAGCAAAGGCCAUGACCAGAAGGCAGCAGCUAAGGCUGCUUUAGUAUACACGUGCACAGUGUGUCGGACACAAAUGCCCGACCCGAAGACCUUUAAGCAGCACUUUGAAAGCAAGCAUCCAAAGUCUCCAAUGCCCCCGGAGUUGGUCGAUGUGGAGGCGUAACAGAUUCACCUCUUUCAGUAAGACAGUUGGGGCUGAUUCAGGACAGGCUUCUACAUUUUGCAAUGUUUCAGAUAAAAUAUCUUCAGCACAACUUCAGUUAUUCCUCAUGCUGCUUAAUUUGGUAAUUAAUAUAUGGGUGUUGCAGCAGUACUACUUGCCUGCCUGCCCACCAGGCAGGCAAUAUAUAUAUAUAUAUAUUAUUUUUUUUUUUUUUUUUUUUUGAUUGUAUGCAAUAUUUCUAUCUGAUCAUUUCAAAAUGUUGUGCUCAUAAGCCCAGCUUGUCCAUGGGCUCUACCACCAUUACACCAUCUCAGGGCUCCCACGUUUUCAGGACAAGCGUUGAAUUUUGUAAGAGAAUGAAUUGGCACUGGCCCAGCUGAACAAAGUUGUAAUACUAAAAUGAUGAUUGGAAGCAUCCAAAUCCAAUGUACUACAAAUCCCAUUUUGGAUUUUUGGCUGAAACUAAGUUGUGAUGCGCUAGGGUUGGGUUCCUAAUUAUAGUUUAUUCAUAAUGACUCUGGAGUUCAUAAUGUACUGUACUUUGAAAGACAAAGACAAACUCAUUCUAAACCACUAAUAAUGUGUUCUUUUGAGUAGAUUAAGAUUUACUUCCAAUCUGCACUGACCUCUCUCCUUUCCUUGAUCAUUUAAAGAAUUCCAAGACAGGUCUCUAGUUUUUGUUAAUAUGAAGAAUAUAUCACACAUUGUGCUACACGGGUACUGAAAUUGUGCGUUACAUUUUCCCCUCAGAUUUCCAUGAAAUGUAUCUAGUUCAUGUCCACUGUGUAACUUUCUCAUGUGCAAGUUGUAAAAGUUGACCAGAGAGGGCGCUGCAAGUCUACUCAUAGUGAACCCUUCCAUGACACAAUUUCUCCAACUCCUCAUAGAGCAAUGUGAUGACUGCAUAAAGCAUUUGUUUGCAAAUGUUUGUUGAGUGAAUCAGGGUGAAGAGAAGUUUUCACUGGAUGUUGUAAAUGAUGGCACUAUUGAGACACUUCUGUCCUAUCCAGGUUUGUCGUUGUAAAAAGACGUACGUGGCAUAAUCGUGUUCACUACAGUAGUAUUUGAUAACGAUUUAGUUCAUCACAAUUGUGGAACCACCAGUCGUCUCAGUGGCAUGUGAAUACGAUCCCAAGUGCAGUCUCAAACUCUUUAGUGUUAUUCCCUCAUGAUGGUGCAAAAGUAUUUAGACUGAACUACAUGACACUGUAAGUUAGCGUUGGUUCUUAUUUUUCUAUUAGUUCUUUUCAUAGCAUGCUAACAGACAGAGAAUUAAUUUAUAGAAAUGAAAUAUUUUCAAUACAUUUGGACCGACUGGUUAUUAACCACUGACAUUGUAUCACUGUGCUAAAGUCUGGACUGACAACCAGCCAUGUUUUUACUUUUGUAUUAAUAAUCAUAUCUUUGUCCACGCAAUGCUAUGUAUAGCUUUUAAUAAAGGUGUUACUUUUACUA
Morone saxatilis (striped sea-bass) is the source of this 1827-nucleotide messenger RNA. RefSeq names its product zinc finger protein 706. The record is from RefSeq and is a predicted model, not a curated record. NCBI's taxonomy places the organism in Eukaryota, Metazoa, Chordata, Actinopteri, Moronidae. The transcript has 3 exons. Bases 142 to 372 code for a protein of 76 amino acids.